Naegleria gruberi is the source of this 1425-nucleotide messenger RNA. RefSeq lists its product as uncharacterized. NCBI's taxonomy places the organism in Eukaryota, Heterolobosea, Eutetramitea, Acrasida, Naegleriidae. Bases 1 to 1425 code for a protein of 474 amino acids. The transcript has a single exon. The record is from RefSeq and is a predicted model, not a curated record.
AUGACCAUGAUUCGAUCAAUCACCAGAAGAAAACAUCAAGAGGAAGCAUUCUACAACUCUCUCAAGCAAUUUCCAACCGAAAUUAUACUCUACAUUCUGUCAUUUGCCUUUCCAGAUUCUGCUUUGAUAAGAUUUAAAUUUUCAUAUCCAAACUUUAAAAUUUGCAACCUUAUUAGAACAGUUACUAUAUCACCAGAGGCUAACAUUGCUGGUCUGAAACGAUAUCCCUUCCUAGAAACUGUUGUAAUUACAAGAAAUGGACCCAAUGAUGAUGAUGUAUUGAGUGAACGUGUACAUCCAACCAAGGUUGUCGAUAUUACUCAAGAUGGAAUUGAUAUGACAGAUGAACGGGUAGAAUAUCCAGAAACUGUUAAGAAUUUCGAAGUAGAGGGUGUUGACUUGGAAGAGAUUCAAACAUUUCCUCCAAAUAUGGAAAGACUUUCAAUAAUUUGCAAUUAUCACCAUAGAUUCAAGCUUCUCCAACUUUCAAAUCUUAAAACGUUGAAAUUACAUAGAGUGAAAAUAAUAGGUACUAAUCUCGAUUUUAGUAGUAUUGAGGAUUUGGAAUUGGUUAAUAUUCAAAUAUCAUAUCCACUUCGUUGGAGAGCUGUUGGUUCUUCAAAACCUGUGCUAAAAAUUGUAAUUUCUCCAAAUACCAGGAGGCUUGUGCUUUUUGAUUUCAAAAUUAUCAAUAUCCUUUUUGCAAAAUAUCAACUACUGGAUCAUUUGAAAUAUCUGCAUGUUGAAGGUAAUGAAACAAAAAAGGUAAAUCUUACUAAAUUAGAUGCGUCAGAAUUAGAGACCUUGAUAAUUAAUAGAAUGACCUCUGUAAAUCUUAAUCUUAAUUGUUACAACAAGUUGAGAAAACUUCAAAUUACCAAAUGCAAGAAUAUAGAACAGGUGAAAGGUAUUGAUACAUUGAGUCAAUUGGAAUGUGCUGUACUGAAGAAUAGUCCUUUUGAAUCAUCUCACUUUGAAAGCAUGUCAUCUUUAGCCCAAUUGAAAUUUGUUGACCUAUCCUAUACUAAGUGCACUAACUUUGAUUCCAUCAAGACCAUUUUUAAAUUACCAAAGUUAGCUGUAUUGUUGUGUGUCUCAGAGCGUUAUGUUAAUGUUCACGACACUAAAUCCAACAAGUUACUGAUGAGAAAAGGUUUAGAGAACCACAGCAAUCUCAAACUCUUCACUUUUAAUGCCUCAUGGAUUAAGGAGAAGGAAAAGGGCAAGGUUUAUCUUGAACUUCCAAUGGAUUCUGAGGAGAGAGCACAAGUUAUUGAUCUAUUGUUUAACAAGCCAACACAUCCAAGAGUGGACGAAACUUUCCAAGUCCCACCCACAAACUUUUGGGAUAAUUUUCAUUACAAAGACAAUGACUAUUAUUAUACCAAUAGUAUCCUUGAUAAAUAUAAAUCACAAUUCAAAUAA